This is a messenger RNA of Odontomachus brunneus, 1108 nucleotides long. RefSeq names its product cytochrome b5-like. NCBI's taxonomy places the organism in Eukaryota, Metazoa, Arthropoda, Insecta, Hymenoptera, Formicidae. Gene Ontology annotation, cellular component: intracellular membrane-bounded organelle; membrane. Gene Ontology annotation, molecular function: heme binding. The transcript is spliced from 3 exons. The record is from RefSeq and is a predicted model, not a curated record. Bases 174 to 599 code for a protein of 141 amino acids.
UCCGCUCGGGAAAGAAAUUAUUCCAUUUGACGCGCUGCCACGACAUCGUCGUGAUCUCCGCGUGAUACGCGCUUGAUUUUCUAAAAAACGAACGCGCCGAUUGACAAGAAGCCAGCUGCUAACGGCCGAGCUAUACGUGUCAUUGCAGUGGCAGUUUGAUCCUCAAGUUCAGCAUGGAAAAAAUCUACAAGGCCGAGGAGAUCGUCCGUAACAAUCACAGCAAGUCUCUGUGGAUAGUGAUUCAUGGCAGCGUGUACAAUCUCACGGAAUUCUGCAAGGAGCAUCCCGGUGGCGAGGAAGUGCUGCUGGAACUAGCUGGAAAGGACGGGAGCAAAUGUUUCGACAGUAUCGGGCAUUCCGUCGAGGCGAUCAGACUUCGGGAUUGCUUAAAGAUCGGAGAAAUGGAAAAGGGCGCGAUUCUGGAAGAGCCAGAGGCUAAACCAGUAACAAAAGCAUCAAUAGAUCAAUCAAAACUUGACGAUCAAAGGCAAAAACAAGAUGAGGAAGAACAAAAAGAGGAGGACAAAUCGUUUAUUCCGCUGAUCGCCGCCGCGGUUGUCAUUUACGCGUUUAUAGUUUAUUAUAUAUGGUUCUGGUAAAAAUAUAAUCGCACAUCUCGCUAGAUGUGCCCCGCAAAAUUCACUCAGUGAGCGCAAUUAAUUUUAACGAAACGUUAAAAAAAUAUUAUAUAUAAAAUAAUAUAUAAAAUAUUAUAUAUAUAUAUAUAUAUAUAUAUAUAUAUAUAUAUAUAAAGAAUACGUAGAAUUGCGUAAAAUCUGUCCCCUCAAAGGUGAAAGUUUCUUUUCCAUAAGAAAUUUAUUAUUUUUAACAAUUUAAAAACACUCCUGAAUCGUGUUAAUAUGCGCGAUGAUUUAUUUUUGUGACGUCGAUGAGACGAACGACAAAAAGGGAAUCAUAAAUCAAUCGAGCAUUUCGAUCAAUUUAUUCUGCUUUAAUAAACUUUGUUCAUGAAAUUUCUCUGAAUAGCCGUCGCGCAACCUGCGGAAGUGACAUUCGUGUAUACGUUUGCAUAAUUAAAUUUGUAUGUUACAAUGCGAGCUGCCACGGGAGAAGAGCCCGCUGAGGAAAUAAAUCAUAUUGAAAAUUA